AUGCGCCAGCAUCUGAAUGUGCAUCGUCAUAAAGUCAGCUCCAAUGCUGCAUCUGCAAGCUCCUUUGAUUUUGAGCAAGACAUGACAUCAGAAGGAAACGCAAUUCCCGAGACCUAUGAGGGCCUUCAAGGACUUCCAGUUGUUCCCCAACUGACAGUGCAAGAGCUGAAAGACAAACAAAGAGCUGACAAAGCCAUACAGGAAGUAAUCUUACAACAGGAAUCAGGAAAACCGUCCUUACCUGUACUGAGGAAAGAGCUGGCGGAACUCCCGUUCCUUCUGCGAGAGUGGAAAAAGUUAGAGCUGAAGGAUGAAUUUUGUCCAUGUGUUUUUUCCCUCACAGAUGACUUUCAGCUUGUUAUUCCUGGAAGAGGUGAACGAGUUAAGAUUAAUUCGGGAUCUACUCUCACUGUGUCGUGUCACUUGUCUCCUGCAAUCAGUGCUGUUGACAUGGAGAUUACUUGGUUUGGUGUGAUGUCUUGUGUUUGUGCCUAUAAGAACCGAGAGAUGACACAGGGUGUUGGCUAUGAGGGCAGAGCGAGACUGUUCAUUCAUGACCUGAAGAGAGGGAAUGUGUCUUUAAGAGUGGCAGACUACAAAGAAUCAGAUCUAGGAGUUUACACGUGCCAGGUCACCAGUAGAAAUAAAACACAACAGAUAACAGUAAAUGUAGCAGAAGAAGUCUCUGCCAUUUUCAAGGACCAGCACUUCUUUACAGUGAAUUACAAGAUGGGAGAAACCAAUAACAAAUUAUCAAUCCACUCUGCAUAUCACAGUGCUUCAGGGAAGGAUCAGCGUAAGGAUUACAAGGAAGAAACAGAUAACAAAUUAUCAUUACAGUACAUCAAAUCACAUCUAAGCCGUCCAGACAACAAGCAGUCUGGGGACAACAAAAUGGGAACCAAAGGCAAAGAGAACUUUCAGCUUGUUGUCCCCAGUACAUCACAAGAACCAGAGGCUUCCUUGGGGUCUGAUUUGAUUAUUACAUGUUACUUGUCUACUGAAAUCAGCGCUGUUGACAUGGAGAUCAGUUGGUCUAACGAUACAGCCUGUGUUUGCCUGUAUAAGGACAGGCAGGUGACAGAAGGGGUUUUGUUCAAGGACAGAGCGAGUCUAUUCACUCACAAGCUUAAGGAAGGAAAUGUGUCCUUACGACUGAAAAACUUCAGGCUACCAGAUAUUGGAAAUUACCAUUGUCAGGUCAUCAGUAAAGACAGAAGAGAGAAAAUUACAGUAAGAGUGAGGAUACAUUCUGGUGUGCAGUCUAUGAGUCAGUCACCAAUAUUUCCAGAAGGAAAUCAGGAAAAAAGGACAAGAGAACCAACCAACAAAUUAUCAAGGCACACUUCACAUCACAGUAAAUCAGAUGAGAAACAACAUGGGAAUUACAGCAAGAGUGUCUCUGAUAAUUUUCAGCUUGUUAUUCCUCAAACAGCUCAAGAAGCACAGAUUUAUAUGGGGUCUAAAAUCAUCGUUCCUUGUCACUUGUCUCCUGAAAUCUGUGCCAUUGCCAUGCAGAUCAAAUGGUUUAAGGAGACAGACUGUGUUUGCAUCUACAAGAACGGACAUGUGAUUGAGGGGAGUAGCUACAAAGACAGAGCGAGUCUCGCCACUCACAUACUGGAGAGAGGAAAUGUGUCCUUACAUCUAAAUAAUUUCAGUGUCUCAGAUGUUGGUGAUUACUAUUGUCAGGUCAUCAGUGGAGACAGAACACAACAGAUUACAGUAGGAGUGAGGAUAAAAUCUGAGGUCCAACAUGUGAGUCAGUCACCAACAUUCCAAGGCCGAAGUAUUCAGCUAAAGCUGUUUGAGACAGACAAAAUAUGGACUAAACAGGAGACAGACAAAAUGAAUAAAUCUGCUCUAAUGGCUGAGGAGCUUCAGAAAAUGUUAAUUAAGGCUUGCAAAGAAAAAGACAGACAGCUGGAAAGAGCUGAACAGGAGUUGAGAGAGACCAGAAAGAUGUUGGACAGACUCUUAAGACUCAACCCUCAUGCUCAGUUUUUGGACAGAGACAAAUCAAAUCCCAGUGAAGACUCAACGAGUUCAGCGCGCUCUUGGGAAGCUCUGGUGUUGGCUCUGCGGCGCUUCAGUGGCGGUGGUUCUUCCCGUGUCGAGUAG
Messenger RNA from Sinocyclocheilus anshuiensis, 2121 nucleotides. Its product is annotated as butyrophilin-like protein 2. The record is from RefSeq and is a predicted model, not a curated record. The transcript has 19 exons. Gene Ontology annotation, molecular function: signaling receptor binding. NCBI's taxonomy places the organism in Eukaryota, Metazoa, Chordata, Actinopteri, Cypriniformes, Cyprinidae. Gene Ontology annotation, biological process: T cell receptor signaling pathway; regulation of cytokine production. The coding region runs from base 1 to 2121 and encodes 706 amino acids. Gene Ontology annotation, cellular component: external side of plasma membrane.